AAGUGGUUUUGGAGAGUUACCCAUUAGUGAAAAGCUGUUGUAGAACCAAAAGCAAUGAAUCUCCGGCCAAGGCCACAGUUCACGCGCGGUAGUGGUUCUGAUGACGCGCCGCCGCGGCAGCAGCAACCUCGAGUCGAGCCAUUCAACAUUAUACCCAUCAAUAAUUUGUUGGCUGACCAUCCUUCUUUGAGGUAUCCAGAAGUGCGUGCUGCUUCAGCUGCUCUACGCGACGUUGGGGAUCUCCGGCUGCCGCCGUUCAUGCCAUGGCGUGACACCAUGGACCUCAUGGACUGGCUUGGGCUCUUCUUUGGGUUCCAAGAUGAUAACGUGAAGAAUCAAAGGGAAAACUUGGUUCUCCAGUUGGCUAACUCUCAAAUGCGCCUUCAUCCACCUCCUUCGUCCCCGGACCGCCUUGACUAUGGUGUUCUCCGGCAGUUCCGGCAGAAGCUAUUGAAAAAUUACUCAUCUUGGUGUUCAUAUCUUGCGAAGAAGUCACAGGUUCGACUACCGAGACGCCAAAAUCCUGAAAUUUCUCGUCGUGAACUCUUGUAUGUAUGCCUGUAUUUAUUGAUUUGGGGUGAGGCUGCAAAUCUCCGUUUUACUCCUGAAUGUUUGUGUUAUAUUUAUCAUCAUAUGGCUAUGGAACUAAAUUACAUUCUUGAUGGUCACAUUGAUGAGAAUACUGGACACCCUUUUGUUCCUUACACUUGUAAGCAAUUUGGUUUCUUGGAUAAAGUUGUCACUCCCAUUUAUAUGACAAUUAAAGGUGAAGUUGAGAGGAGUAGAUAUGGCACUGCCCCUCAUUCAGCUUGGAGGAAUUAUGAUGAUAUUAAUGAAUUCUUUUGGAGUAGGAAGUGUUUUCGGAGGCUGAAAUGGCCGCUUGACUUGUCAAGUGCUUUUCUGGAUACUACUGUUGGUAGGAGAGUUGGUAAGACGGGGUUUGUGGAGCAGAGGACCUUCUGGAAUAUAUUUAGGAGCUUUGAUAGGUUGUGGGUGAUGUUGAUACUAUUCUUUCAGGCUGCUGUUAUUGUUGCUUGGCAAGGUACAGAUUUUCCAUGGCAGGCUUUGGAAAGGAGGGAUGUGCAAGUGCAGUUGCUUACGAUCUUCAUAACUUGGGCUGGUUUGAGGUUUAUUCAGUCGAUCCUUGAUGCUGGAACUCAGUAUAGUUUAGUUACCAGGGAUACAGUUUGGAUAGGUGUGAGGAUGGUCUUGAAAAGUGUAGUUGCUGUGACAUGGGCAGUUGUGUUUGGGGUGUUCUAUGCAAGAAUUUGGAUCCAGAAGAAUUCUGAUAGGAGGUGGUCAUACGAGGCUAAUCAAAGGAUCUUCACAUUUCUUAAGAUUGCUCUGGUGUUUAUCAUCCCAGAGUUGUUAGCUCUUGUUCUUUUCAUUCUCCCAUGGAUACGAAAUGUGAUUGAAAACACAGACUGGCCAAUAUUUUACUUACUAACAUGGUGGUUCCACACCAGGAUUUUUGUGGGUCGCGGACUCAGGGAAGGGCUUAUUAAUAACAUAAAGUACACAAUGUUUUGGAUUGCUGUAUUGGCGUCCAAAUUUGUCUUCAGUUAUUUCUUUCAAAUAAGGCCGCUGCUUGGUCCUACACGGGCUCUUUUGAAUUUGAAUAAUGUGAAGUACAAGUGGCAUGAGUUUUUUGGUAGCACAAAUGAGGUAGCAGCUGUUUUGUUGUGGAUUCCAAUUGUUCUUAUUUAUCUAGUUGACCUGCAGAUCUGGUACACUAUCUAUUCUUCUAUUGCAGGAGGAGCAGUUGGGUUGUUCUCACAUAUAGGUGAAAUUAGGAACAUUAAACAGCUCAGACUCAGAUUCCAGUUCUUUGCAAGCGCAUUGCAGUUCAGUCUGAUGCCCGAGAAUCAGCCUAUUGAUGCUAAGGACACCCUGGUUCACAAGCUUCGGAAUGCAAUACAUCGGAUUAAGUUAAGAUAUGGACUUGGACAGCCAUACAAGAAGAUUGAAUCAAGCCAGGUGGACGCAACUAGGUUUGCCUUAAUAUGGAAUGAGAUCAUCAUAACUAUGAGGGAGGAAGACCUCGUGAGUGAUCACGAGCUGGAGCUGAUGGAGUUGCCACCGAACUGUUGGGAUAUUAAGGUUAUUCGUUGGCCGUGUUUUCUCUUGUGCAACGAGUUGCUUCUUGCUCUCAGCCAUGCAAGUGAGCUGGCAGAUGCACCUGAUAGAUGGGUUUGGUUUAGGAUAUGCAAGAAUGAGUAUAGGAGGUGUGCAGUGAUUGAGGCUUAUGACAGCAUCAAAUACUUGCUACUAGAGAUCAUUAAACACAACACUGAAGAGCAUUCAAUAGUCACUGCACUUUUUAAUGAUAUUGAUGUUUGCAUUCAUUCUGAAAAGUUUACUAAAACCUACAAGAUGACCCUCUUGCCACACAUUCAUGAAAAGUUGGUAUCUCUUAUUGAGCUUUUGCUCAGGCCAGAGCCGGAUUUGCGUGAUAUGGUCAAUGUAUUACAGGCCUUGUAUGAGGUUUCAGUUCGGGAAUUUCCAAGGGUGAAGAAGAGAACAGAACAACUGAUGCAGGAAGGUCUUGCUCCUUCAAAUCCAGAUACCAAUCAGGGGCUUCUUUUUGAAAAUGCUAUUGAGUUUCCUGAUAUCCAAGAUGCUUUCUUCUUUAGGCAGCUGCGCCGUUUGCAGACAAUUCUUACUUCCAGAGAUUCAAUGCACAAUGUUCCAAAAAAUAAGGAAGCAAGACGGCGUAUUGCUUUCUUCAGUAACUCUCUUUUUAUGAAUAUGCCACGAGCUCCUCAGGUAGAGAAGAUGAUGGCCUUUAGCGUCUUGACCCCUUACUAUGACGAGGAAGUUCUGUUUGGCAAAGAAAGUCUUAGGAGUCCAAAUGAAGAUGGAGUAUCCACCAUAUUUUAUCUGCAGAAGAUUUAUGAUGAUGAGUGGGAGAAUUUCAUGGAACGGAUGCGUACAGAAGGAAUGAAGGAUGAGAAAGAGAUAUGGAACACUAAAGCAAGGGAGGUUCGUCUCUGGGCGUCGUACAGGGGGCAGACUCUGUCCCGUACUGUAAGAGGCAUGAUGUACUAUUACAAGGCUCUCAAGAUGCUUUCCUUCCUUGAUUCUGCUUCAGAGGUUGAUAUAAGGCAUGGCUCACAAAGUAUUGUUUCACUUGGUAGGGAUGGCUCUGGCAUGUUACAAACUUCUCGAAAACUUCACAGAUCGAGUAGCAGUGUCACCCUUCUUUUCAAAGGACACGAGUUUGGUGCUGCUCUAAUGAAAUUCACUUACGUGGUGACAUGCCAGGUGUAUGGUUAUCAGAAGAAGAAGCGUGAUCCACGUGCUGAGGAGAUCCUAAAUUUGAUGAAGGAUAAUGAGGCUCUCCGAAUUGCUUAUGUAGAUGAGGUCUACUUGGGAAGAAAUGAAGUAGAAUACUUUUCUGUUCUAGUGAAGUAUGAUCAACAGCUGAAGCAAGAAGUGGAAAUUUAUCGCAUAAAGUUGCCUGGUCCUCUGAAACUUGGGGAGGGUAAGCCGGAGAAUCAGAACCAUGCCAUUAUCUUCACCAGAGGUGAUGCAGUUCAGACUAUAGACAUGAAUCAAGACAAUUACUUUGAAGAGGCACUUAAGAUGCGGAAUCUAUUGGAGGAAUUCAAGGAGAAUUAUGGUAUAAGGAAGCCCACCAUUCUGGGAGUUCGUGAAAAUAUCUUUACUGGUUCUGUGUCAUCUCUUGCUUGGUUCAUGUCUGCUCAGGAGACAAGUUUUGUGACUCUGGGGCAACGCGUUCUUGCCGAUCCUCUCAAGGUACGGAUGCACUAUGGUCAUCCAGAUGUCUUUGAUAGGUUUUGGUUCUUGUCCAGAGGUGGCAUCAGCAAGGCUUCCAAGGUGAUUAAUAUAAGUGAGGAUAUAUUUGCUGGAUUCAAUUGUACCUUGCGAGGUGGCAAUGUUACCCACCAUGAAUACAUACAAGUGGGUAAGGGAAGGGAUGUUGGAUUGAAUCAGAUCGCCAUGUUUGAGGCUAAGGUUGCUAGUGGUAAUGGUGAACAAGUUUUGAGCAGAGAUGUGUACAGGUUGGGUCAUAGACUAGACUUCUUUCGCAUGCUUUCAUUCUUCUACACAACUGUUGGCUUCUUCUUCAACAACAUGAUAGUGGUGGUAAUGGUCUAUAUGUUUUUGUGGGGGCGCCUUUAUCUUGCACUCAGUGGUGUUGAGGAGUACGCCAGCAAAAAUGCCACCAGCAACAAAGCACUUGGUUCAAUUUUGAAUCAGCAGUUUGUUAUCCAGCUUGGUGUGUUCACUGCCCUCCCUAUGAUUGUCGAGAACUCUUUGGAACAUGGUUUCCUUCCGGCAGUCUGGGAUUUUAUAACUAUGCAACUGCAGCUUGCCUCACUAUUUUUCACAUACUCAAUGGGAACCCGUGCACAUUUCUUUGGAAGGACCAUUCUGCAUGGCGGAGCAAAGUAUCGAGCAACUGGACGUGGUUUUGUUGUGCAGCGCAAGAGCUUUGGUGAGAACUAUCGACUGUAUGCUCGCAGCCACUUUGUCAAAGCAAUCGAACUUGGAGUGAUUCUGGUUGUUUAUGCUUCACAUAGCCCCUUGACUAAGGAUACCUUUGUGUAUAUAGCUAUGACUAUAUCAAGUUGGUUCCUUGUUGUGUCAUGGAUAACAUCUCCCUUUGUGUUCAAUCCUUCUGGGUUUGACUGGUUAAAAACUGUGUAUGACUUUGAUGAUUUCAUGCAUUGGAUUUGGUACAAUCGAGGAGUUUUUGUAAGAGCAGAUCAAAGUUGGGAGACAUGGUGGUAUGAAGAACAGGACCACUUGAGAACUACUGGUCUCUGGGGAAAAUUGCUUGAGAUUAUUUUAGAUCUUCGUUUCUUCUUCUUUCAAUAUGGAAUUGUGUAUCAAUUGCGCAUUGCUGGUGGUAAAACCAGUAUUGGUGUUUACUUGCUGUCUUGGAUUAUUAUGGUCGCCGCUGUGGCAAUUUACAUUGUCAUUGCAUAUGCAAAGGAUAAAUAUGCCAUGAAGAGGCACAUAUAUUAUCGCCUGGUGCAGUUGCUUGUCAUUCUGGUCACGGUAUUGGUGAUUAUUAUAUUGUUGAGGUUCACCCUGUUUACGCUGUUUGACUUGAUCACAAGUUUGUUGGCAUUUAUUCCAACUGGAUGGGGCAUAAUCCAAAUUGCCCUAGUGCUCCGGCCCUUUUUGCAGUCCACUUUGGUUUGGAGCACUGUUGUGUCAUUGGCUCGGUUAUAUGACAUGAUGCUUGGGUUAAUUGUUAUGGCUCCUUUGGCAUUUCUAUCAUGGAUGCCUGGUUUUCAAUCCAUGCAGACAAGGAUAUUAUUUAAUGAAGCUUUCAGCAGGGGCCUUCAGAUUUCUCGUAUCCUCACAGGCAAAACUUCAUAAUGUGAGGUUUGCACCAGUUUAACUAAGCGGAUGUGGAGCAGUUGGGGCUUUUCUUCUUAGUUUUAGUCUUAGUAUGGAUAGUAGGUUCAGGAGUCAUGGUUAGAUGAUACCACGAUUCCAAUUUUGUAGUAAUGUACAUAUGGCCGCAUGUAAAUGGCAUAGUUGCUUCUGAUAAUAAC
Molecule: messenger RNA, 5534 nt
Organism: Solanum verrucosum
Lineage: Eukaryota; Viridiplantae; Streptophyta; Magnoliopsida; Solanales; Solanaceae
Product: callose synthase 11-like
Exons: 2
Coding region: 55-5355 (1766 amino acids)
Biological process (GO): (1->3)-beta-D-glucan biosynthetic process
Cellular component (GO): 1,3-beta-D-glucan synthase complex; plasma membrane
Molecular function (GO): 1,3-beta-D-glucan synthase activity
Source: RefSeq, a predicted model, not a curated record